Messenger RNA from Octopus bimaculoides (California two-spot octopus), 1159 nucleotides. RefSeq lists its product as uncharacterized. Lineage: Eukaryota; Metazoa; Mollusca; Cephalopoda; Octopoda; Octopodidae. The record is from RefSeq and is a predicted model, not a curated record.
UCAGCCAAAUUUAGCAGGACAACUUGUAUGUAAACACUUGAAUAUUCUGUUCACUAUAAAUUUAAGAGGUAUAUAGCAUGUAGGUUCCAUACUAGCACAACUCCGUUAAAAUUAGCCUUAACAUGACGACACAUAGGAAGCAAAUCAAUACUGAAAUGAAUAAAUUCUCAGAUAUAGAAUACAAGCGUCAAAUAUCGUAUAAUACUUACAAAGACAAAAAUGCGAUGAAAUUACACUCUGACUGAACCAUCUGUUACAUUAUAUUGCAUUGUUUGAGAUAAAAUAACGAAGAAGUAAAGCGACGAAACACAAAUUGAAAAGGAAGUGAAACACACAUAAUCAGAACCACGAUUCUAUUGGAAACGCUAUGAUAAGGAUACUCAUUCUUAUUGCAAUUCUUAUAUCGCAUGCUGCAACCUCAGAGUUCACUUGGAAAGAGUGCCAAGGAUUGGGUAAACAAAGAUGUUAUUAUCAAUAUAGCCAGUACAUAUCCAGCAGAAGAGAUUGUGGAGGUUACAAGGACUUUUUGAAAUGUUUCACUCCUAAUGUCGAACGUUCAUGCCAUAGCCGCUUCAAGAGGAAUCACUGGUGCUACCACGCCACUAACAAUUCCAGAAACAAUAAGAUUUCUGUUGAUUUGAUAUUCUUGUCAAUCAUUCUAUGUGAGACAUAUGUAACUGGAUUUGUGGUUGAAUACGUUCUUGCCAACUAGGAUUUUGUGGGAAUGUUGUCGUUUUCUCUUCUUUUCACAACAUAGUGGGGUUGCGAUAUUCUCGGAUUCAUACUUCAGUUCGUUGAGGUCUGUAAUAUCAACAUCUGGAAUAUUUUGCUCAAUAUGAAUGUAUCAAGUAUAUAUUAAUUAGGUUUCAUACAAGCUUAUCUCCAUUCCAUUUUGCUUUAGCAUGUCGAUACAUAGAGAGCAAAUGAAUACUGAAUAUGCUACAUUCUCACAUAAACCAUAUAAACGUCAAAUAUUGUACAUUACAUAUGAAAAUACAAAAAGAUUAUAAGGACAUUACACUCUCAAUAAAACAUCUGUUACAUUAUAUUGCAUCGUGUAAGAUAAAGUAACGAAGAAGUGAAUCGAGGAAAGAAAACUAACAAGGAACUGAAACAUACAACAUCAGAACUAGUAUUUUACAGGAAACACCAUGCACAG